Messenger RNA from Ostrinia furnacalis (Asian corn borer), 1625 nucleotides. Its product is annotated as autophagy-related protein 13 homolog. Gene Ontology annotation, cellular component: Atg1/ULK1 kinase complex; cytosol; phagophore assembly site. The coding region runs from base 255 to 1508 and encodes 417 amino acids. The record is from RefSeq and is a predicted model, not a curated record. NCBI's taxonomy places the organism in Eukaryota, Metazoa, Arthropoda, Insecta, Lepidoptera, Crambidae. The transcript has 6 exons. Gene Ontology annotation, biological process: mitophagy; protein localization to phagophore assembly site; autophagosome assembly.
AAAAAACCUUUUCGCGUUGUACUUGGCGAUUCCGAAUUCCUCUUAGGGUUUUUUAGUUUAUUUUUGGGAAUAUUACAUCAAUAUCAGAUUAUUACUUUAAAUUAUAAUGCAAUGUGAACUUCGUUGUACAUUGGUGAAUAAAUAUUUUUAUCAUGAGCAUAGGUUCCUCAGAGUAAUUUGUUUGUUGUUUCACUGCGCAAUUGGAUAAAAAUGUGUUUGUAAUUAGCUAGUUCAAUUGAAUAAAUACUUUUACAAUGGCCUCUGCAAGUACUGAAUCACACGACCGACUCAAGCUGUACAAGUUUACGAAAAUAUUAACUUUGAAAGUUGCUCAAAUAGUUGUCCAAAGUAGACAAGGGAAGAAGAUCACUCAUGAAACCAACACUACAAAGGCGUUAGAACAAUUGCCACCAUCGUCUAUAAAUGUGCAGUGGUUUAACUUGUCCAUCCCCGACGAGCCAGACGUUGCACGUGACACCAAGCAAGUAUUGAAUGGAGAAGUUGUAAAAGCCCUUGUGAAAGUGUUGUGCAUUGAAAUAUCUUUGCGUACAAAUGAUGGGGACAGAAUGGUAUUAGAACUAUGGACAGUAAAGAUUGUACCAGGAGCAGAUCCCGCAAUGAACUCUAUCACAAAUAUUUAUUACCGUAUGAGUACAAUGCUUAAGUCAACAUUGAGCAUAUCAAGAAUUACACCUGCAUACAAAAUGGCCAGAACACAGCAUAAGGAAUCAUACAUCGUUUCGCACAAAAUUUAUGGUGGAGAACCAAAUCUUGAUCUAUUAGGUGAGAAGUUUAAAACUGUAAAAGUGAGCGACCUAAAAACACCCAUCGGAACCAUAGUUAUAGAGGUAGCUUACAGAACAAAGAUGACAAUCCUGCCAGAGGAUAAGAUCAAACCGCUGGACGGAGUGAUUUCAACAUCAGCUACCGACAUUAUGGUGAAGAGUGAUCAUUUCUAUGAAAGUCCAAAGAGAAAUUAUGACAAGAAAGAAAUAGACCUUAACAAGCCGCUCACAGCAGGCGCGUUUGUAGACACAGUGAAGCUUCAGGAGCUGCAUGAUGCUUUGAAACAGCAAAUACCUCCGGAACCACCAAUGUCUUGGCUUCUAGCUGAGAAGGAUAAGUUAGAAAAGAGACUGAAAAAUCCCCUUCGCCCCAAGAGUAAGGAACGAGCAGGAUGCAGCAACGAUGGUGCCGGCACAUCUUCGCAUGCUAUGAGCAAGGCCAUUGAGGUGCCUCGGCCGAAGAACGGUGACAAAUACAAUAGUCUGAUGGAGUUCCCAUUCGCCGACGGCAGUCCGUUGACGGAGCUGGCUACUUUCUACCAGGAGUGCUUGCAAGCGCGUUCUGCCAGCGAUGAGUGGCCGGAACUGACCGAGCCGGCUACGUCGGCCGACUCCGAGUCUCUCUCGCACCAGCUCAAGAUGUUCGAAGACGCUGUCCCCGAGUUCGAUAGCAUGGUCGCAUCUAUGUUCAGCAACUCCGAGCACGGAUCUGAUCACUCCUAAAAAGGUACGAGGGCGGACGACCGAAAAUAAUCUAACCAAUAAGGGUUUUCGCGUAUGAAAGAUCCGCUAGAUGGCGGGACGUGGAUGUGGGGUCUAACUGUUGCGUGAUUGGUUUUG